Colletotrichum godetiae is the source of this 1512-nucleotide messenger RNA. RefSeq lists its product as uncharacterized. Bases 1 to 1512 code for a protein of 503 amino acids. The transcript has a single exon. NCBI's taxonomy places the organism in Eukaryota, Fungi, Ascomycota, Sordariomycetes, Glomerellales, Glomerellaceae. The record is from RefSeq and is a predicted model, not a curated record.
AUGAGAUUCACUACUCUCGCUACGGCCCCGUUGCUGUUUGGCUCAGCUUCACUGGUUGCCGCAGUGUCGCCUCCUUUACCACAAGAAGCAUAUACUCCCAGAGGCGUCUCCAACAUUAUCCCCCAAGGCACCAAAGACCAUAAGGAGCACGAAGAUCGUACCUGUUUCAUCCUCGGCACUUUCGACCUUGACUUUGACGAGUUCAGUGUCUCUCUGGUCCAUGGACCUGUCAACGGGCACCUAACCGAUGGCUUCUGCCACAUUCAUGCUACGGGAGUCGUCCAAGAUAGCAAAGGGAACAAUUGCGUCUUUGACGGCGGACUCAGUAGUCUCCGCUGCUCCGCUGAAUCUCCCACGACCAACUUUACUUUGGCCAUUCGCCAACCACCAGCCGUCGACUAUCCCAAGGCAUCGGUACGCCCUCAAAUGACGCCGUGUACCUCUUUGCUAAGAACCAUAUGCUUGGAAAAGGUGAAAGCUCAGUGCGCCUGGUGCUUUCAUCACGCAACGGAUCCCGAUUGUUCCCAACUUACCUUCUGCCCAUGGCGCUUGAGUCUCCGACAUAGCAUCACCAGCUCGCCUUCUCCCACUCCAAUCUCUGAUGGAACUCGCUGCACGGGGGCCAAGCCUUCCCUCCCAGCCUGGCACCAGUAUCUGAGAUGGUGUCGAGAUCAUCCUGAGUCAGACAGAUGCCCCUAUCUGCCGUGGAUGUUGAAUUCCAAGACAGUUCAUUCAGACAACGCAUUCAACGAUGCCAUUGGCUCCAUCUGGUGUCAAGUCUCCAGUCGGUGUCACCAUUCCGACAUUUCUGGACUUACGCCGCCAAAGGCCGUCCAAGCAAUCCAAAACGCUAUGGAACGCGUCUGCACGCGAUAUCCUCCCACGUGUGCCUUUAUUCCUUCUGUCAUGGAAUUCGUUCUGUCUUCCAUGGAAGUCAUUGCCGACGUCGCGAGGCUAUACAAGGCUUUUCUCACAGGCCAAGGUCUUGAGGACUUCAAUCGCCCAGCUUUACCAGACUUGUCCGAGACCAGCCGCGGCACCUCCGCCCGGGCGGGGCAUUCAAACGACCAAGGCAGUCUUGCUGUCAUUGAUAAUGCUCUCCAUUCAGCUGUUCUGGAGUUCAUUUGCGAGGAGCUCUGCAGCCCGAUCUGUGAUCACAUCCCGUCAAUUAUGAGAAUUAUUGAUUCGAUAUUGAAGGGCAAUGCCGACUUGGAGGAACUUACCAAUGCGUUUCAGUAUUACCUUGCCAGAAUCACCGCAGCUGACAUCCAGACCAUAACUGAAGGAGCUGAGGACAUCUACGACAUCUUCUCCACCACACCAUCAAAAAUAGAGGACCUAGUAGACGCUUUCAAAAUCGACUACAGAACACUCGGCCUUGAUGGCACCUGGAGGCUGCUCCGAGCUGGCUUAUCCGUUUACUUCCGUCUUUCUCCGUCUGGCGAACAUAAGCUAUUUCAAACACUUGGAGACAUCAUUUCCCGUUUUAAUGCAUCCGGUGCUUUGAACUAG